GAUCUGUAUUAAAAUCAAGUGUGAUGUCAUCAGUUUGGUGUCAUGAAAUUACCAGUCUGAUGUCAUUAACUACUUUGAUGUCAUCCAUAACCAGAAUGAUGUCAUAGCCAGAAUGAUGUCAUAGCUAGAUUUAUGUUAUAACUAGUAUAAUAUCACAUCUAUGUUGUCAUAAUUGGUUUAUCUUCUUAUAAAGAAGUUUAUUUUAAGAAAAAGAAUAUUUGGUGGUAAAAAUACUGUACACUUUUAAAAUUAUUUUCUUUGUCUCCUCUCCCACCCCCUGUCCAACCACUACAUUCAAUUUUGAUAAAAUAAGUCAAUCAAGCAGAUUUAAGUAAUGAUUAAGCAAUAAUUUUCCAUAGAAUUUUAAAUAUGAAAAAAAUUUAAAUUAAUGUUUAUUUUUUGUGAACUGUGAAUUGUGAAUGUUGUACAGUAAAUUCAUACCUGGAAUCUAAAUGGACUUUUGAAUUGUUUGUAUUAUGUUGCUAUCUUUGGUAUGUCUACUGGAUGAAUGCUAAUGUUUACUUAAAUGUCAUUUAAAUGAAAUCACAGUCCAACAUUGCCACAGAUAAUUCAAAGUUGAACAUUAAUAAUCAUUUUUGGAUAUUCAUCUAAACUGAUGGCUGACAGAAAUGUUUGCAUUGUAUCUUGAAAUUUGGUGCUACUAAAAGGAAGAAUUCUCAACAUUAUCAUAUUAGCUUGAGAAUUAUUAAAGACUUUCGGUGCAAGUAUUGAAGCACCUAUAAUUAAAGGACUAUCUCUUUAGCUGUAUGAAUGUUUGGUCUGUCUAUCUUGAUAGGAUAAUGGCUGAACCAAUCAAUGAAUAGAGAUUCCAUUACCAUUGAUUCAGGUAUGUAGGUAAUGGGCUUGAAGUAUAUUAUUCUCAUAUUGAGAUUUUUAUGGCCUUUGGAAAUUGAUAAUUUUGAAGUAUAGAAUUGUUGUGGAUUGAUUGUGCCAAAUGGUUGAAAUGCAACGUUCAAGUCCCAGCCUGCAAGAUGGUUCUCUUACCGUUCCAGAAAUUGUUGUUACCAGACAUGUAACCCCAUUGGCAAAAAAGAAGAGUAGUAAGCAAAGGAAUAUAACUGGGGAUUUAAUUGGAGAGGAAGUUUAUAACCAACAACGGCAUGGGAAAGAAUUUUCACACCGCAGUGAGUCACCAGCUAGAUUCCAACAAACACAAGGAGGCAGUGAAUUGCCAGAUAUGGUUCGCCAAUCUUUUGGAAAUAGCACAUUUGAAAACCACUAUCGACCAAAGUCGGGUAGACAGUCACGACAAACAGUUACCUUUGGUGGUGACUCUUUAACACCUGGUAGUACCCUACCUGGAAGCAUCACCAGUCUGAUUUACCCCCUUAAUGAGGUUGUUGAAGCACCCAGCCCACAAACACCACCCCUUGUCAGAAUUGUCCAGCAGUCACCAGAGGAGUUGAGAAUAUUGAAAAGCAGUUUGAAUUCAUGUAAUCAUAUAAAACAUGGAUACCAGGAGAGCUCAUCUGAAGAACAAAGUUGGGUGGCUUUUGUUAUCGUCCUUCAAGAUGUUCAAAACAUUAAAAGCAGUCCUCAACUGGAUGGCACAAGUAAGAAACCUGAAUAUGAGAUUCGACUCAGUCUUUUUGAUAUCACCUACAAAAGGUUCUUUGGAAAAACAUGGAAGGGGCCAAAGAAGGCAUGCAAGGGGGAAAAUACAGGAAAUCCUAAGCUACAGUAUAAUACGCCUGUUUAUUUUCACACAUCCCUGACUGACCCUAACAUAGUGUUGGUUGUUGAGGUUGUUGGUACUAUUUUCCCAAAAAGUGGAGAUGCUCAGCAAAUCAGCUGCGGGUGGGGCUUACUGAGGCCAUUUGAAGAAGAUGACAUCCCAGACACAUCUCAAGGUAAGCCAGCGCCUACUCAAAAGGUGGAUCUGAUGCAUGGUACACCAAGAGCUCUCCUCUACGUCGACGGAGACAUAGAAGACAAUCCCAGUAUGUUGCUGAUAUCAGACUGUCACCUGACCUACACUAUCAAAUCACAUCGCUACAUGGAGAAGAUCAUGCACCUGCUGCCAGAGAAUGUCAUAGUUGGCGGGAGUGACAUUGUACCAGGGGUUGCUAUUGCAGACCCUGAGACAGGUGGAGAUAAUUUCCGAAAACUGAGACCGCUUAAAAAAUUCCCAGCAACAUUGGACCGACUGCAAAUAAACCUGUACCCAACAUUGGAUAGAUUUGAAGAUGAGCUUUGCAAGUUAAUAAACAAUGAUAGAAUGGCUAGGGAUGAUUUGAAAGUUGAUUCUGGAUCAGUCGCAAUCUCUGAACGGCGCCUCCAGAUUGGGGUCCACAAUGGCUGGGGUUACGUGAAUAAGCCCCAUAUUGUGUUACUCGACACAGACGCAUUCGGUAGCAGAGGGAGUAGGUCUAGCAUGAGGAAGAGCAAGGGCAGGCCAUCAUCUGCUGGUUCAAGAGAGAGUCUUGGUGCUACAUUGGUAAUGAAGAACAAAGUUCAACUGCAAGAUCUGGUUCAAGAUCCUCUUUAUUCCAUUGUAUUUGUCCUGGAGUACAUACUCAACUUACCAAUGGGUGGUGCUCAAGAAAAAAAGCUGUCGGCUAGCUUCAAUCACAGUCAAACAAUGAAGGUGUGCUUGCGAUGGGCCUCCUGGUCACCGGUCCUCACAGAAAACCAAACAGGUGUGAUUCUACCGCUGCAAGGUGGUCCGAUUCUAAACCCUGACAACACGUUCAUGUUUAAAGUGCCUGACCCAGAUGUUGCAGAGUCUUCAAAAGCCAAUGGACAAAUUCAGUUUUUCUUCAAGUUAAAGACUCUUGCUGGGUCAAGACCUACUUCACCAAUGUCCCUGUUAUCUGACCCACUUGUCAAAGGCCAGUUGUUGGAUCCAGAGGAGGUUAGGCCAGAUCACAGAGGACAGUAUCCAUCUAUGCAAUCAUUGCGUUCACACACAACGACUGAUGGAUCAGUUGUCGGGGAAAUGCAUCCUGGAAUGUCAGCCCGACCCCCUUUACCAAGACAAGUUUCUCCUACUCCUAGAAUAAAUCGACAACAACACAUCUCAAGCACCCAGGCCUACCAACAGCAAAUGGCUUACCAGCAACAGGCAGCUCAGAUGCAGACAGCCCAAAUGCAGGCAGCCCAAAUGCAAGCAGCCCAAAUGCAAGCAUCCCAGAUGCACACAGGCCUGAGCACUGCUCCGCAGGCCUACCAACAACCUUACCAGCAAUCGUACCCAAGCAUACAGCCUAACCCAUACCAACCUAUGCAACCAAUGGAAAUAAGGCAUCUUGAGGCUAGUACGGUACUUCCAGAAAAAGCUGAACAGUUGGAGGAGCUCCCCUUCACACCAGUCCACGCCCCUAUCAUGCCCAUGGGACCAAACCAGAAAAGUGGACCAGGCCUCAGUCGUGCAGCCUAUGCCAGACUCUAUGCGGCAGGGUUUCCGGAGAUUAAGGACCGACAUGGUCAACCACCAGAGGUGGUUGAACCUGUGGACCAUGUGGCAUUCCACCCAGAGAAAGAGAAUGCUGAUCAACUACAGUGCAAUGAAAUCAUCAUCCAGAUCUUAGCAUUUGGAAGAGUGUUACAGUUCCAACAAGCUGCUUCAGGCAACACACCCAAAACAGUAUUUUUCACAUUCCAAUUCUACCGGUACCCACAAGUUACAACAGCAAGAAUGCAGCUUGGGGAUGUUGAGGGCAAGUUGUCUGUUGACCCUCAAGCGCUACCGUGUGUGCUGCGGAGGAUAUCAAAUGACAAGUCAUUGGAUAACAAACCUGGCUGGAUGAUAAAGUAUAAUGUUGAUCCUUCCUACCUGAAGUCUGGAGAAGGAAGUCUAUUCUUCAAAUACUUAUACCAACAGACUUUACACAUAGACGUCUGGGAUGGAGACUCACUGCUAUUAAUUGGGUCAUGUGCAAUAGAUCUUAAGCAUUUGCUUCGCUGUGGACGUGAAGCAGUACAGGUCAGUCAGGAGGUCAACAUCAUAACAACAGAAUACAGCGAUGACUCUCCACCAAUGACAGGCGAUCUGUCAAGAGGGGGCAGUGUCCGUGCUAUCGGAGUUCAAACAGUACUAAGAGGACGCCUUCAUCUCAGGUUAGCAAAUGUUGGCCACAUGCCAGAUGCCAAGACUUUAAAGGUUACAAGUCUUACGUUGAAGGAGAGCAAGGUCGUAGUUCAAGAGGAUGGCAGUGGGGCAUUCCUUGGAGGAAGUCUCAAUAUGGGCUCUAGAAAAGCAGGCGAAGUUAAGCAAUUUAAGAUGUCAAGGACUAUAGCAGGUCAAGGACUCGCAAGUCUACAACAGAAACGCAGUUAUCGUGCAUCUCACAUGACCGAAACAGACCGGGAGUUGGCCUCUGCACUUUUCUCACGACAAGACAUGGCUCUGCAGGAGUCAAAUCGUGAGUGCGAUGCAGUGAAGCUACGUAAGCUGGCACGAAUGAAAGCAUUAAGGCAAAUUGAAAAUACUUCAAAUGGAACAUCCAAAUCAGUUCUGCUGAAAAAAGAAGAAAGAGUUCAAAGGAAUCGUGAUCUCAAAACUAUUAUGAUGUACCGGGAUCGAACCAAGAAUGAAAACAUCUUAAACAUGCUGCAGUCAGUGAUUACUACAGAGCACACAGUUCAUCCGUCAUUUGGACAUGCACAGUUCUUUGAGUUUGUUCUUAAGAACCCAUACAAUGUUGAACACACCAUCUCAAUACAGAGCAAUGACCCAGAACUUAGUGUUAUAACAGAGCCAAGAGAAUGGCGUCAUUUUAAGCAGCUUUUUGAGACGUUCACCCCGAUGGAAGAGAACAUGUUUAACACACAAGACAAGAAAGGUGACGUCCCCGGUCUGCAGAUAUUCCUUCGACCCAAAGAAAAGGUCAAUGUUCCGUUUAAGUAUCAGAGUUUUCAAGCCGACCAUUCAGUGAAUCCACAGGGUCCAGAUGAUGAUAGUAAACCUUUCUUUAAAAUUCAAACGCCAUACCAAGAUAAGAAGGUUGACCUAACCCUACAGUCAAAGGUACUGAAAGUGUACUUCAAGACACAGGAUGAUAAAUCCAUUGCAAUCUUGUCAUUGCAUGUUGAGCCUCAGCCACAUGUCUUGGACCAAACAUUCCGAUUCAAUCAUCCGGAACAUUCAUUCCUGAAGAAGUCUAUUCGACUACCUCCAUUCCAGAAUCUACCAGGAGUUCCUGUGAGUGGACCAGGGCUUGAAAAGCUGUAUGUUAAAUGUAGUGAUGAUAAUGUCAUCUGUAAUACUAAGAAUGUGUCACCUGGGGAGCCUCAAGAUGUAUUUUUGAAAGUAGCUUGUGGAGCCUCGCCUGAAAUAAAGAAAUUCUUUGUUUUGAUAUAUUCAACGCCUUACCUCUCACGCCCUCUACAGACAUGGCAGUUUUACGUCCAUUCACUUCAGAGGGUGGAUGUGAAUUCAGUAGAAGGGCAAACCAGUAGAUUCUCUCUCAUUCUUAGAGGCACUCAAGCAUCACGCCUGGUACAGGCUUUCUCCUCACACCCUCUGGAGAUGCAAUUAGCACCGGCCGAUCCAUUCAUGCUCUUAGCCAACUCAGUCCACGAGAUAAAUGUUGGUGUUCGCCCUAUAUCUGUUGGCAGCAAGUUUAUGUACAUUAAUGUUGUUGACAACGAAUACCAUCAGCUUAUUCGCUCCUGGUUGGUAUGCGUUUCAUGCAGACUACCAAUCAUAACCAAGGCUUUUGAACUCCAGCUUCCUGUUGGAGGUGGCAAAGGUUCAAAUAAGAGGAUCACCUACACAAAUCCUUACCCACAAAAGAAGAUUUAUAACAUCCGAUGCAAUCGAGAUGAUCUACUGCAGUUCAAGGAAACAAGAAUUGAGCUUGCUGGAGGCGAAACGUGUACCUUGGGGUUGCGGUUUUCCCCUAGCCAUCAGAGCGGUAGCACCGAGAUUCUGAUUUUCAUAAACGAUGAAUUUGAUAAAAAUGAAGAGACAUUCUGUGUGAGGGCCAUCUACUCAUGAUGUCACUAAUAAAGGAGCUAAUGAUUUUGGGAUUCAUCACCUUGUCAUUCAAUUGUACCCCCACCAAGGAGGUUAUUUAUUCGCCACUAUCUGUCUGUCUGUCUGUUUGUUAGCUAGCAGGAUUAUGCUAAAACUACUGAAUGGAUUAUCUUAACAUUUAGUGGAAUGGUACAUAUUUGUCUAUGCAAGAGGUGGUAAAAUUUUAGGGUGUAAAGUUUGAUGCUAUGGAAUUCACAUUAAUAAAGUUGAUCUGGCAAAAGUUUACCAGUGGUGGUAAAUACCAGAUAUUCUCAGGGGGUUCAAGGUCCCCCACAAGUGUUCCAAAAUCCGUAAGGAGUGGUCCAAAAUUUCUGAAACUGAGGUGGUGUGCACUCUGCGAAGUGCCUGCUGUGGGUUUAUAAAUGCUAUUAAAUUUUGGUAUUUCAUUUCAUGUAGUUCAGUUGUAGCGUGGUGGUUAAGAUACUUGCCCGCUUCCAAUCCCAAGGUCCUGUGUUCAAAUCCUGCUGUCAAAUGAUUUUUUUUCCCCACUCUCUAAGCCUCAUAAUGAAGCUUAGUUUAUUAAGCACAUCUUGUGAAAGUGAUUGGAGCUUAUUCUUGUGUAAAGGGAGUGAUUUAAUUUGCUAUUAGCAAACGUUAUACAUUUAAAAUACUGUAUAAAUUAUUUGCUGCAUUUUUGAUAUAGUAAUUUCAAAAGUGUAGUACAACUUUUCAGUACCACCUAAAUAACAAACCAGUUUAACAUGUUUUGUGUUUACCAAAUAUCUUAUGAUGAAUUCAUAUGAUUUUAUUUUCCUCUGUUGUGACCACUCCAUUCCUCUGUUGUGAAUUAGCUGUAAGAUCAAAUAAACACUUGAUGGUAUUCUUUAAUUUAAAGUUAUUGUUUUAUUAUAUAAAAAUAUCAAACACUUUCCUUGCUGGUUAUUCAAGUUGAAGAAAUUCCAUUCUCAAUCCAGUACAGUAUAAUCUAGACGAUCGCCACAAGCUAUU
Molecule: messenger RNA, 6949 nt
Organism: Anneissia japonica
Lineage: Eukaryota; Metazoa; Echinodermata; Crinoidea; Comatulida; Comatulidae
Product: nephrocystin-4-like
Exons: 32
Coding region: 956-5962 (1668 amino acids)
Biological process (GO): protein localization to ciliary transition zone; negative regulation of canonical Wnt signaling pathway
Cellular component (GO): ciliary transition zone; ciliary basal body; non-motile cilium
Source: RefSeq, a predicted model, not a curated record